GCUGGCAUUAUCGAGGACCACUGUAGUACAAUAAUACUGUGCUAAGAACUUGAAUAGAAGGCACUUACGAGCCCACGCCAUGUCAAUAUCACUCGGUUAGAAUGGACAGAGAGCAUGGUUGGCCCUUAGGACAAAGCAGGGGACCAGGCCACCAAUGGAAUUAGCUCGAAUCGAGCCUCGGUCCUUGGAGCAAGGGAAACGUUCCAUUCCAAUUGUAUUAUGUGCUCUACUAAACGACACAUGUCAGUCGAUAGAUUUGAAUAGACACAAGUCAAGGCAGUGAUCUUGGAUAUCAGCCUUUACACAAGGGACUAGUAAUGGUGGGAUUGCGUGCACACAAGCGCUCCAGUGACCAUUGUGUUGAGUGAAAAGUAAGAAUAGAGGAUCUUUAGUUGUUCAAACUCUCUCUCGGGCAGAUCCUCGUCAUCAUCACCAUCAUCAUCAUCAACAUGAGCGAGUUGACUGAUGAUCAGAUCGACGACAUGAAGGAUGCAUUUUCCAUGUUCAAGAAGAAGUCCAACUCGGACACGAUCAAUAUCAAGGAUCUUCGAGCUGUCAUGCUCUCGAUCGGCUUGAAUCCCAAAGAUGAAGAAAUCGCUCAAAUGGAAAAAGAGAAAGAAGGCGAGAUUGAUUUCCCCGAAUUUUGCGCCCUCAUUCGCGAGUAUCAAAAACAAGCCAUCAAUAGUAAGGAUGAGUUAAAAGAGGCCUUCCGGGUGUUCGAUCAACAAGGCAAAGGCUAUUUAACCAAGGAGGAACUGGAAACCGUGAUGCGAAACUACAAGGACGGUCUCUCGGACAAGCAAUUUGACUUGGUCAUGGAAAAGGCUCAAUUCGACACGGAAGGCCAUUUGUCUUUAGAUAAUUUCUUGAAGCUGAUUUUCAAUGAAUAAAACCAUGUUCUGCCCUUCAACU
Molecule: messenger RNA, 912 nt
Organism: Tigriopus californicus
Lineage: Eukaryota; Metazoa; Arthropoda; Copepoda; Harpacticoida; Harpacticidae
Exons: 3
Coding region: 450-890 (146 amino acids)
Cellular component (GO): cytoplasm
Molecular function (GO): calcium ion binding
Source: RefSeq, a predicted model, not a curated record